Molecule: messenger RNA, 657 nt
Organism: Daldinia childiae
Lineage: Eukaryota; Fungi; Ascomycota; Sordariomycetes; Xylariales; Hypoxylaceae
Product: 3-beta-hydroxysteroid-Delta(8),Delta(7)-isomerase
Exons: 3
Coding region: 1-657 (218 amino acids)
Biological process (GO): sterol biosynthetic process
Cellular component (GO): membrane; endoplasmic reticulum
Molecular function (GO): steroid Delta-isomerase activity; cholestenol delta-isomerase activity; C-8 sterol isomerase activity
Source: RefSeq, a predicted model, not a curated record
AUGGCGGAUAUUAUUAAUUCUACGAUAAGCGAAAGCUCAGAAACGCCUCUACACCCUUACUACCCCCUCGGUGUUGUAAUCGUGAACUACGCUGCAAAGACUCUCUCGACGCAGGAGAUUCUAGCUAUCGGUAACAUGCAUCUCGACGUCUUCACGACGCUAUGGUUUGUCCUGUGCGGUUUCAUCCACCUCGGUUUAGAAGGUUACUUCGCGCUGCACGCACGCGACAUAGCUAGUCGCUCAGCUGUGCUCGCGCAGCUCUGGAAGGAAUACUCCCUCUCCGACUCGCGGUACUUAACAGCAGACACCUUCGUAGUAUGCAUGGAGACGGUAACAGCCGUGUUCUGGGGCCCGCUAUCGUUCGCGAUCGCGUGGUGCAUCGCAACCGAGCACCCCCUACGUCACCCGCUGCAGUCCAUCGUGAGCUUGGGCCAAUUAUACGGCGACGUGCUGUACUACGGCACCUGCACGAUCGACUUUAUCGAGUUUGGACGUGAGUACUCGCGCCCCGAGCUUGCGUACUUCUGGGGGUACUAUGUUUUCCUGAACGCGUUCUGGAUCGUAAUUCCGCUGUGUCUGGUUGUGAGUAGCGCGCGCGAGACGUCGAGGGCUUUUGCGAUAGUCAAGGGGAGCUUAAAGGCUGAGAAGACGAAGUAA